Molecule: messenger RNA, 1705 nt
Organism: Morus notabilis
Lineage: Eukaryota; Viridiplantae; Streptophyta; Magnoliopsida; Rosales; Moraceae
Product: phosphatidylinositol transfer protein 3
Exons: 6
Coding region: 341-1363 (340 amino acids)
Molecular function (GO): phosphatidylinositol transfer activity
Source: RefSeq, a predicted model, not a curated record
CAAGUCAAUAGCGAAAACUGCUUCCUUUUCUGCCCGGCACGUAACAAAUUGUCAAAAAAAAAAAAAAAAAAGGCUGAAAACCGAUCGUCAAGACUCAAAUGUUUACAUUCAUCGCUUCGCGCCCAAGUCAAAUAAUAAUAAAAAUAAAAUAAAAUAAAAGAGGAAAAGAAAAAAGACACGUACAGAUAAUUGGGUUGAUUUUGAUGGUCGAGUAAAAAGCGAAUUUCCUUGUUGAUCAUCACAAGCGCAACACAAGCGAAAGGCUCCCCUAAGUUCGUACCGAAACUUGUAGAAGUUUGGAUUCGCACUCACUGCAAGAACUCGUCUGAAUCCAGUUAGCAUGGCGACGUUGUCCUUAGAAAAGCCGCACGAGAGUGCAACCGAGAAAUGUUUGUCUCCUGAAGAGAAACAGGCGAAGAUCAAUGAAGUCAGAAGAAUGAUCGGUUCUAUCACAGAUAAGCUUCCAGACCUCUUUUCUGAUGCAUCAAUAUCAAGGUACCUCAGAGCAAGGAACUGGAAUACAAAGAAGGCAGGCCAGAUGUUGAUACAAACCUUGAAAUGGAGGCUGGACUACAGGCCAGAUAAGAUCCGAUGGGAAGAGAUUGCUUAUGAAGCUGAAACAGGAAAAAUCUACAGAGCUGACUACUUUGACAAGUAUGGACGGGUAGUCCUUGUCCUGAGACCUGGUUUUCAGAAUACAAAAGCAGUAAGUGGGCAAAUUAGAUAUCUGGUUUAUUGCAUGGAAAAUGCCAUGAAGAAUCUAAGUUCAGACCAGGAACAGAUUGUCUUGUUAGUUGAUUUUCGUGGGUGGAACUCAUCUAGCACAUCAAUAAAAGCGACUAGGGAAACCGUAUAUAUCGUGCAGAACCACUACCCUGAGAGAUUGGGCCUUGGAAUCCUCUACAAUCCACCAAAAAUAUUUGAGUCCUUCUGGAAGAUGGUGAAACCAUUUAUUGAGUUCAUGACAUUCAAGAAAGUGAGGUUUGUUUACUCCAACAAUCCACAAAGCGAGAAGAUAAUGGAAGAGCUUUUUGAUAAAGAUAAGUUGGAAUCUGCAUUUGGUGGGAGAAACUCAAAUGGUUUCGACUAUGAAGCCUAUGCACAGAGAAUGAAGGAAGAUGACCAGAAAAUGACCAACGGUUGCUCCUCACCAUCAUUUAACUCAUCUGUUAUCUCCGACUCACAGCAGUCAGAGUUAUUAUCAUUCAACCAAGGUCCUGACGAUGAGCACUUUGAUGAAGGCGGAUCUUCAUCCAGCAACGAAACAUCUUCUUCAAACUUAGGAACCCUUGAUAAUAAUAAGAUACCGGACCAGCCACGUGAGGGCAAUGAUGUGUUAAGGAGCAACAUAGUAGCAGCCUAAGGAGAGAUGAGGAUUAAGUCUUCUAGGUGCAAUGGUACACUUCGAUCAAUUUAUUUUACGCCAACUUUCUGGAUUGUGGUCCAGAAAAUGGUUAGAAAUCUAUUAGUUUUAAUUCAACAGCUGAUUUACAUAUUAAAACAAAUAAAAUAACAUGUAUUUUUUUCUUGUAAUAUGUCAAAUACUAUGUAGGAUUGAAUACCUACAUGGAGGAGGAAGUUGCGGUUGUCUUGUCUAGGAUAUUUACUCAAUUGUGAAAAAUAUUGUUGCCUGAAUUGGUCGAGGUGGCAUUUAGAAAUUUGGUCACUACAUAUGUAAACUAAUUUAUAACCUUUAAAAAUAAUG